Messenger RNA from Gadus macrocephalus (Pacific cod), 3607 nucleotides. RefSeq names its product solute carrier family 7 member 8a (gene slc7a8a). Gene Ontology annotation, cellular component: membrane. Gene Ontology annotation, biological process: amino acid transmembrane transport; neutral amino acid transport. Gene Ontology annotation, molecular function: neutral L-amino acid transmembrane transporter activity; L-amino acid transmembrane transporter activity. The record is from RefSeq and is a predicted model, not a curated record. Lineage: Eukaryota; Metazoa; Chordata; Actinopteri; Gadiformes; Gadidae.
UAUGUUAAUUCGUUCACAGCUGAUCACUUGAGAAACACCUGGGUCGAAGCCGUGAACGAAAACAAGCAUCAGAAGUGAAUAGUGAAAAAGUGGGAAGUGGUCGCGGUGACGCGCGCUUACUGGGGGGCGGGUCUACUGUAGAUGGAACAUGGGCCUGCUAUAUUUACUGUGAUACAUCGUUUCUCCUCCGAGUCAACCCGCAACGCUCUCGGAUGUAACCUACACACGGAACAGAAGCAAAAAACAACAUAGCUCACAACUCCAGUGAGACUAUAGUUGCUCACCGUUGCCGUGUGCCCCUUUGGGCAGUGAUUUUUUUUGCUGACGUACAGAGGAUGCUCGGGUAUUUCAAACUCACACCUGGAAAAAGGAAAAAGUAGUCUUUUUUUUGGGUUUACAUCCGAAGUAGAGCCUGUUUGAAGGCAUACAUUGACAUCGCAGGAAUCCUCUGAUCGGAUAUGCGAAUUCUGCACACUACAUUGACUUGAUCGGUUGGACCACCUGUGACACUGGGGAGAACCUUAUAGUUCACUCUAAGCUCAUCAUCACACACGUGUUUUUGUUUUCUUUCGUUUUACAACCGGAAGGACAUUUCUGGGGCAUCGUGUAUGACACAAAAACUAUUUUGAAGUUUACGGCAGACUGCAAUUUUUAUUUCGUUUUUGCACGCCUGCAUUUGAUAUCGUUGAUCUUUGCAAGAACAAGUGCACCAAGGGACACUUGCAUCACUGCAGGUUAACUGAUAACCACAGCAUCAAUAAACCUAAUCACGUUGGCGAGAACGUGUGCCGCACGUGUCUCCGCGUAUCUAGACAGGUCAGCGUGGUCCGCCUUGCUGCUCUGAUCUGAUCUGAGAGCAGUUCAGCAGACGAAGGCGUGCAGGGGGACAAAAGCUUGCCGUCAAGUGCCGUGUCGAAACACCAACCCGGGUGAAGCCAACGACCGAAACGCACGACCAUGACGGACGGCCCGAGGCAACGGGGCAGCGCGUCCGGCUCCAGCGGGGAUGCUGCUGCACCUGGAGCCGCGAAAGAUGGAGGCGGUGGAGUGGCCCUGAAGAAGGAGAUCGGACUGGUUAGCGCCUGUGGCAUCAUUGUCGGUAACAUCAUCGGCUCGGGCAUCUUCGUGAGCCCCAAGGGCGUGAUGGAGAACGCCAGCUCGGUGGGGCUGGCCCUGAUCGUGUGGAUCGUCACCGGGGUCAUCACCGCCAUCGGAGCGCUAUGCUACGCCGAGUUGGGCGUCACCAUCCCCAAGUCGGGCGGAGACUACGCCUACGUCAAGGACAUCUUCGGGGGUCUGGCUGGGUUCCUGCGGUUGUGGAUCGCCGUGCUGGUCAUCUACCCCACCAACCAGGCGGUCAUCGCCCUCACCUUCUCCAACUACGUCCUGCAGCCCCUCUUCCCACCUGCUUCCCCCCCCGAGAACGGACUGCGCCUGCUGGCCGGCGUCUGCCUCUUGCUGCUCACCUGGGUGAACUGCUACAGUGUGCGCUGGGCCACCAGGGUGCAGGACAUGUUCACGGCCGGCAAGCUGCUGGCACUGGCCCUCAUCAUCAUCAUGGGCAUCGUGCAGAUCUGCAAGGGAGAGUACUACUGGCUGGAGCCGGCCAACGCCUUCGAGCCCUUCCAGGAGUACGACGUGGGCCUGAUCGCCCUGGCCUUCCUGCAGGGCUCCUUCGCCUACGGGGGCUGGAACUUCCUCAACUACGUGACGGAGGAGCUGGUGGACCCCUACGUGAACCUGCCCCGCGCCAUCUUCAUCUCCAUCCCCCUGGUGACGUUCGUGUACGUCUUCGCAAACAUCGCCUACGUGACGGCCAUGAGCCCCCAGGAGCUGCUGGCGUCCAACGCCGUUGCUGUGACGUUUGGGGAGAAGCUGCUGGGCGUCAUGUCGUGGAUCAUGCCCAUCUCCGUGGCUCUGUCCACCUUCGGCGGCGUCAACGGCUCCCUCUUCACCUCCUCACGUUUGUUCUUCGCCGGCGCCAGGGAAGGUCACCUCCCCCGCCUGUUGGCCAUGAUCCACGUCAAGCGUUACCCGAUCCCAGCCCUGCUUUUCACGGUAUUCUUCUCACCUUAUUGAUGCUUGUGCACCAGUGAUAUGUACACCCUCAUCAACUAUGUUGGCUUCAUCAACUACCUCUUCUAUGGAGUCACCGUUGCCGGGCAGAUCGUCCUGCGCAUCAGGCAGCCCGACCUCCAUAGGCCCCUCCAGAUCAGUCUGGUGUGGCCCGUCAUCUACCUGCUGUUCUGCUUCCUGCUCAUCUUCUCCCUCUACUCUGAGCCCGUGGUGUGUGGCAUCGGCCUGGCCAUCAUGCUGACCGGCGUGCCUGUCUACUUCCUGGGGGUCUACUGGGACAACAAGCCUCAGUGCUUCGACGCCUUUAUAGGCAAGAUGACGUAUGUGGGCCAGAAGUUCUGCAUGGUGGUCUACCCGGCCGAGACCAGCUCUGAAGAGGGGGACGAGAUGAAGGAUGUCAGCUCUCCUCUGGCUAAGGACGACGGAGAAACGCCGAAGUCUGCGGACUGCUAAAACUACAGAAAAUGUACCUCUUCAGCUCCAGACCCCAUCUCCAACUGCCCCCUCCUCCUAUAGACACUGGCAAACACGUGGGAACGCACUGGAUGCGUGCGUACACUCACACACCCACACAGACACACACACAGACCCAUAUAGAUCUGCUCUGAGUAUGACUGGUAGUGGAUGCAAGCUGUUAACAUACCUGCAGUUUGAAAACGUAACUUAACAGUUUAUGCGCUCAUUCAGUUCAAUGUUGGGCUAUUUUGGCUCAGAUUUUUCUGUUUUUAAGUCUUAACCCUUGUGAGAUACUUCACUGUUUGUGCCAUGUCAUACUGCAAAGGAUCAUGGGUAGGUCUGUCUGCAUUUUUCUAAAUUUUUACUCCAUCAAGUGUCAAUGAAGUUUGUAAGAGCAGCUUGCCUCUCAGUUUACCACCCCAUCCACACACUCCCUUACACUCCUUAAGUAUGAGCUGAAUUUUUUCUAAAAAAACUUUAUCCAGCUGUACCAGAAUGGACAACAUCAGUGGUUUUUUUCUUCUUCUGUAUUCUAACCACAUUGUAAAUUCAUUUAUUCAAAAUACCAAAGCUGGUUUGUGAUUCUCAAGACAUUAGAUUCUGAUCGAGUAAUUUCAACUUCAUGUACACUAAAUGCUUUUUGGUAUUUUUGUUGUCUUAAAACAUGACUGAUUUUUGAUUUUUUUCUUUCUUUUUCGUAUUGGUAAUUGUUCAAAUUCUGUAUAUUGCUUGUUAUUUUUAUUGUAUUAUUAUUUUUGUUGAAUGCUAAUUUUGCUUAGGAUAUUUUUUCUAUUCAUCAUCAAUACUUGUUUUGUUCAUUUUCGUAUUAAUAAGGUUCCUAAAACCUUUUCUCCCAACUAAACUGUGUACCCGAAUGUCAUCGCAACAUUAUUAUUUCUGAUGUCGAGAAGCCAAUCAUACUGUGUUUUUAAAGAUAUUUUUAUUUCAAGGAAAAACAACUAAACCGUGUUUUUAUUUGUACCUCGCCUUGCUUUGGGUAUGUUUGAUUCUUAGCAAAUGGACACUAAAGAUGUCAUAAACUCAAUUAAACAGAACAACUCGGGCUUCAAGGAAA